Messenger RNA from Cuscuta campestris, 1848 nucleotides. Lineage: Eukaryota; Viridiplantae; Streptophyta; Magnoliopsida; Solanales; Convolvulaceae. The record is from the annotation of a GenBank genome assembly.
CACAAGCGAUCUGGUAAUUAAUUAAGCAGGUUUGAGAGAGAUGGAAAAGUUUAACAAUAAUUAUAUCAGUUUUUCUUGUUUGGUGUUCUCUUUGUUGCUUUCUUCCCAGCUUCUCAAUGCUCAAACAGCCCAAAAUAAUCCUAUUUUAUCACCAGCUUCUGGUUUUGUUGAAGUCAGACCAAAAGCACAUAUGUUCUGGUGUUUGUACAAGAGUCCAAACAGAGUCGAAGAUCCAAACAAGCCCUGGCCAAUUAUUCUCUGGUUGCAGGGUGGGCCUGGAGCUUCUGGAGUUGGAAUUGGCAAUUUUCUAGAGAUAGGUCCUCAAGAUGUUAAUUUGAGGCCUAGAACUUCUACUUGGUUGGCAAAAGCAGAUCUACUAUUUGUGGAUUCCCCGGUGGGAACAGGGUACAGUUACGUGGAAGAUGAGACAUUAUUGGUGAAGACGGACGAGGAGGCCGUGAAGGACUUGACAAAACUGCUCAUACAAGUUUUCAAUAACAACAACAACUUGACCACUCUUUCUUCAUCAAACGCCAUCUUACACAUAAUUGGGGAGUCUUAUGGAGGAAGGUUAGGCGCCAGCCUUGCACUGUCCGCUCUCAAUGCCACUCUUGCCGGAGACUUGAAACUCAAACUUGGGGGAGUGACAUUAGGGAGCACUUGGACCUCACCUGAAGAUUCUGUGGCAGACCGGAUCACAUAUGGGGAUCAAGAUACUAAGCUUUUCCAUGCUUGGGUGAAGAAAAGGAGAGCCCAAACUCAUCUUACUGUAAUUGCUAAAGAGGAUGGAGAAGUAGUGGAGGGGAAAACCAAAGUGGCAAAAGUACUAGUAGAGUUCUAUCAAAAUCAACUAGGGAGGACAAUGGAGACUGAGGAUAUUAACCCGAACAUUAUCUCUAUGGGUGAAUUAGCUGCUGCCCAGGAGAGACUAAAGAAGGAAGUUGAGCUUAUGAUGAAACAAAUCAAGGAGCUCACUAAUUCAGUAGAGAUUCCCACGUUUAAGGGAAGAAACGACCCAGAGGAAGUUGAGCUUAUGAUGAAACAAAUCAAGGAGCUCACUAAUUCAGUAGAGAUUCCCACGUUUGAGGGAAGAAACGACCCGGAGAAAUUUUCAAAGUGGUUAGCAAAAGUUGAAGACAUCUUUAUACUCAAAGACGUACCCGAAGACAAGAGGGUCAAGCUAGUGGUGGCAAAGUUUCAAAGACAUGCCUCUACUUGGUGGGCUAGCGUUGCUUCAAAACGAAAGCUCCAAGCCAUGGUCAUACCCCCACCAAAAAUCUGCCCAUCUAUUCCAAAGAAACCCCAUUUCUUCCACUCACAAAAGAUUGGUCAUCAUGCUUUUGAGUGUCCAAGUAAAAAUCAAAAGUCCUUGGUCCAAAGUGAAGAGAAAUCAGAGCUUUUGGGACGAAAGGAAGGACAGGAUGAUGUUAAAUCUCUAGGCCAAGAUAAAGGGUAUUACAAUGAGGCUGUUACAAAGAUAGAGGCUGCAUCUUAAAUAUCCUUAGUCGAAUAUUAUGAUAAUAAGGACAUCAAUAAUAUCAAGACUAUUACGUAUGAGAUGAGAUAGCUGCGCCUCAUAGGAUAUAGAUAAAGUGUUAUCUGAAUCUAUACGUAGGCAAACAUAUUGGAUAUGUUGCUGGAUUAACCCGCUAUGAGGAUAAAAUAUGGGUUUGAGUUAAAGUGUUAAUAUUAUUCUCAUGUGACCAUUAGUAUAACUAUCCUUCGACUUGAAGUCAUUACGAUCUUUUGUAAGUUGAGUUGCAUACUUUGAAGCAUGAUUUAUGCCAUCUGAAAUAUUGAUGGAUGUACAAUUAUGUUUUGGGUAUGCAAUGAAACUUAAGUGAAUAU